GUACCGUCCAAGUCAGCAUGGGUCGUGGUAUGCUGGUUACAGCACUUGCAGUUCUCUUAGUAGGACUAGCACAUGCUGAGCCAGAAGAUGAGCUACAGAACUUCGAAUGGAUCGGAUAUACAACAAAUGUUGAUGAUCCUAAAUAUAGACUAAAGGAUAAUGUUCAACCCUUAAAUAUUAUUGUUGACUUGGAUGUUUAUUUAACUGAAUCUAGGUUUACUGGUGUUGUGAAUAUUGAAGUGGAGGUUCGUGAAAACAUAACUCAAUUAGUACUUCACCAGAACGUAGUCUCCAUUGGAGAGGUCACAGUGGUUAAUGCUGCUGGUCAGCCAGUGGUGCUUCAGUUCCCUAACCCCAUCACAACAGAUAGCUAUUAUGAAAUCCUCAACAUAAACUUCGCAUCGACCGUCAUCCCUGGAAUAUACUUCGUCACUAUUAAUUACGAAGGUCGUAUUAAUGAAAAUCCACAUGAUAGAGGUUUCUAUAAGGGAUAUUAUUACUAUGGUGCUCAAUUAAGGGAAUAUGCAACGACCCAGUUCCAGCCAUUCCACGCCAGGAAAGCCUUCCCCUGCUUUGACGAGCCACAGUUCAAGUGUCCAUUUGUGAUUUCAAUCACCCGAGAUAGUAACCUUAGUCCAACUUUCUCAAACAUGGCAAUAAACAGUACCGAAAUUAUUGGCAAUCGUGUCCGAGAAACUUUCCUACCAACACCCAUUAUAUCAUCUUACCUCGUCGCUUUCCACGUUAGUGAUUUCGUAGCCACAAGUACUACUGGUACCGCUGCAAAACCAUUCCAAGUGAUAUCCCGACAAGGAGAUAUUCUUAGUCAACACAGCUAUGCUGCGACUGUGGGAUUCAAUAUAACUGAAGAAAUGUCUGCAUACUUCGACUACGAAUAUUAUAAUAUGGGAAAUUACUCAAUGAAGAAUGAUCAUAUAGCCCUGCCAGAUUUUCCAUCUGGUGCUAUGGAAAACUGGGGAAUGGUUAAUUACAGGGAAGCCUAUCUGUUAUAUGAUCCACAAAAUACAAAUGUGGUAGACAAGUUAUUUGUUGCUACUAUCAUUGCUCAUGAAAUGGCACAUAAGUGGUUCGGAAAUCUGGUGACAUGUUUCUGGUGGAGCAAUUUGUGGAUUAAUGAAUCAUUCGCUAGUUUCUUUGAAUACUUUUCCGCACAUUGGGCUGAUCCUUGGCUUGAGUUAGACGACCGUUUCAUCUUAGCUAGAGUACAGAGUGCCUUAGUCGGUGAUGCAAGUGCUAGUAUAAUGCCAAUGAAUUGGACUGAGGUAGCAAACUUAACAACAAUUUCGGGACACUUUGGAACAUCCAGUUAUGCUAAGGGAGCGUCAGUAUUGAGGAUGUUAGAGCAUUUUGUCACACCGAUUGUUUUUAGAAAUGCGUUGAGAUACUACUUAAAAGAAAAUGCUUAUGGUAUUGCUUAUCCUGAAGACAUGUAUGAAGCGUUCCGAGUUACUGUCAAUCAAGAUUCCACAUUUGCGGCAGCCUAUCCAAAUAUUGAUAUUGGUGCAGUUUUCGAGUCUUGGGUUCAAAAUCCUGGUUCACCAGUCGUUGAUGUAGCUGUUAAUAUGACAACUGGUCUUAUCACAGUCACACAGGAACGUUUUCAAUUGACCGGAACACCACCCAAUACUAUUUGGCAAAUUCCAAUUUCAUGGACACAUGGAGGCAGUCCCGAUUUUAGCAAUACUAGACCUCAAUUUGUCCUGACCAGCAAAACAACUACGAUACAGAAAGAUCCAGGACACGCAUGGGUAGUCUUCAACAUUGCAUCAUCUGGUCUCUACCGUGUAAGCUAUGAUGACCACAACUGGGAGAUGAUUGCAGCACAACUGCGUAAUGACAGAAAUGUUAUUCACAAGCUCAGUAGGUCACAGAUGGUCAACGACAUCCUAUUCUUCAUCAGAGCUGGACACACCCACCGUAUUACUAUUCCUCGUGCAUUUGACGUUCUAUCGUUCCUGGCAAAAGAAACUGACUAUUACGUAUGGAAUGGUGCCCUCACUCAACUUGACUGGAUUCGUUCAAGACUUCGGCAUUUACCCGCUGCUUACCAAGAAUUCAAUGAAUAUCUAUUGGAGCUGAUGGAUACGGCUGUUAAUGAAGUAGGAUAUGAAGAAGGUGCUGAUGAUAGUGCAUCGACAAUUCAACAAAGGAUGCAAAUUCUUAACUAUGCAUGCACUUUGGGACACCAAGGAUGUAUUGCCGACAGCUUGCAGAAGUGGAACGAAUUCAGGAACGAAAACAAACCGGUUCCAGUAAAUGCAAGACGCUACGUCUACUGCACUGGUCUCCGUGAAGGAAACAUCACAGACUUCAAUUUCCUAUUCCAAAAAUAUAACACCUCCGAAAAUACUGCUGAUAUGGUGGUUAUGCUUCGUACUCUAGCCUGCACUAAAGAUCAAUCUGCUAUAAAAGAGUAUUUGUUCCAGUCAAUGUACAAUGAUAGGAUCAGGAUCCACGAUAGAAAUAAUGCCUUCUCUUUCGCAUUACUCGGCAAUGAAGAAAAUUUGGACACAGUUCUCACAUUCCUGUUUGAGAACUAUGCUGAUAUAAGAAUAUGGUACGGAGGUGAUGUAAGACUUACGAAUGCCAUUUCUGCGGUUGCGGCCCAUCUGACUAAUUUCAGCGACAUCGUCAAGUUCCAAGCUUGGGCGUACGAGAACCAAAUCGCACUGGGAACUUCAUUCAGCACAGCUGUUGGAGUCGUUAAUACAGGCGUGGCCAACUUGAGGUGGGGUAACAAUGUCGCAGCAGAAAUCUUCUCCACAUUAAGAAGCAGGAGUUCAGCAACUUCGCUCACAACUUCAAUCUUUAGUAUUGCAGCUACUUGUCUUGUUGUUGCAUUAGCCCGAUAAGAGUAGUUUUUAUUUAUUUUAUUUAUAACAUUAUAGUUUUCUUGUUCGUAAUAAAAUCUUUGCUUUGCA
Leptidea sinapis is the source of this 2942-nucleotide messenger RNA. RefSeq names its product membrane alanyl aminopeptidase-like. Gene Ontology annotation, cellular component: cytoplasm. Gene Ontology annotation, molecular function: peptide binding; zinc ion binding; metalloaminopeptidase activity. The coding region runs from base 18 to 2873 and encodes 951 amino acids. The transcript is spliced from 16 exons. Lineage: Eukaryota; Metazoa; Arthropoda; Insecta; Lepidoptera; Pieridae. The record is from RefSeq and is a predicted model, not a curated record. Gene Ontology annotation, biological process: peptide catabolic process; proteolysis.